This is a messenger RNA of Pyrus x bretschneideri (Chinese white pear), 1247 nucleotides long. Its product is annotated as tetraspanin-10. The transcript has 11 exons. Gene Ontology annotation, cellular component: plasmodesma; plasma membrane. Bases 228 to 1022 code for a protein of 264 amino acids. The record is from RefSeq and is a predicted model, not a curated record. Gene Ontology annotation, biological process: auxin-activated signaling pathway. NCBI's taxonomy places the organism in Eukaryota, Viridiplantae, Streptophyta, Magnoliopsida, Rosales, Rosaceae.
AAGUGCCACUUUAUCAGCUCUCAGAGCCGCAGAAGCAAGUGGCCAAUUUGUAAUGAAUGCAUCUUCGGAGCCUGAGAAGAAGUCUCUGACAUUUCUCUCCUCUCUUGCUUCUUAUUUUCUGCAAGUUCAGAAAGAUUAGAUUUUGAUAAAAGUUCAAGUAGUGAGAGGAAUUUAGAUUUUGGUACCAAAAAAAAGAGGGGGGAUUUAGAAAGAAAAAAAAGGAAGAAAUGGGAAUGGGAACAAGCACAUUUAUCAUCAGAUGGGUCAACUUUCUCACCAUGCUCUUAGCAAUUGUUGUCGUAGUUUUCGGGGUGUGGAUGAGUACUCAUCACGAUGGCUGUCGGAGAUCCCUCACGCUCCCCGUUAUAGGCAUUGGUGCAGUCAUCUUUUUAAUAUCAAUAAUCGGCUUCUUGGGUGCAAUGAAAAAUAGCUCCAUACUCUUGUGGAUUUAUCUGAUUCUGUUGUGCUUCAUACUGGUGGGAAUCCUGGUGUUCACGGUAUUAGCGUUCAUUGUCACAAAUAAUGGCUCUGGUCAUAGCGUGGUUGGCUUGAGGUACAAGGAGUAUCAACUCCAUGAUUACAGUCCGUGGUUUCUAAAACAAUUGAACAAUACGCAAAACUGGAAGCACUUAAAGAGUUGUCUUGUGAAAUCUAAUGACUGCAACGACCUACCAAAAAAGUAUAAGACUCUGAAGCAAUACAAAUUGGCAAAGCUAACCCCUGUGGAGGCUGGUUGUUGUCGACCACCAUCUGAAUGCGGUUAUCCUGCUGUUAAUGCGUCAUACUAUGACAUGAGCUUCCAUCCAGUUAGUUCAAACAAGGACUGCAAACUUUACAAAAAUGCCCGGGACACCAAGUGUUACAAUUGUGAUUCCUGCAAGGCUGGAGUUGCACAAUACAUGAAAACUGAGUGGAGACUGGUUGCGAUCUUUAAUGUUGCUCUGUUUGUUGUUUUGUCUAUGAUAUAUUUCGUGGGAUGCUGUGCAAGAAGAAAUGCUGCAAGAGUCCGUUCCAAAAAUUAACAAGAGGACCUCUGCUAUGAGAAACGCUCUUAGGGACGAAGAAACUAUGUAGUCCUGAAAAUGCAUUCAAGCAACCUGUGAGUGAUUUCUUUUAUAGAAUUUAAACAAAGAAAGUGCUCCAUCAUACAAUGGGGAAGUACUUGCUACCUAGAGGCUAUCUGCCUUAAGAUUGUAUAAAAAUGCUUUGUGAUGCUACGGAAACAAAUUAUAUCAUUUCUUUACUUA